Molecule: messenger RNA, 2622 nt
Organism: Cadophora gregata
Lineage: Eukaryota; Fungi; Ascomycota; Leotiomycetes; Helotiales; Ploettnerulaceae
Exons: 2
Coding region: 1-2622 (873 amino acids)
Biological process (GO): DNA-templated transcription; regulation of DNA-templated transcription
Cellular component (GO): nucleus
Molecular function (GO): DNA-binding transcription factor activity, RNA polymerase II-specific; zinc ion binding; transcription cis-regulatory region binding
Source: RefSeq, a predicted model, not a curated record
AUGAUGGACAACAAUCUCCAGAGCCUCGAUCCGAGACUGCGAGAUGCGAACGCAAACCCAAACGCAAGUGCAAGCACCUACGGCCAUCAGCAGCAGGCAGGCUCGACAUUGCAUACACCCCUUGCCCCAAACCCUUCCCGCUCACCAGCCGCCGCCUCUCCCUACCAAACAUCGACGACUUUCAACACUCCGCCGUCCGCCGGAGGAAACCUCGGCCAUAGUGGUGGAAGUGGCUCACAAGACGGUGGUAACGAUGCGAACGAUCCAAAGAGAUCGCGAGCCUGCGAAGCCUGUCGAGGUCUGAAAGUUCGCUGCGAACCCAACUUCAAUAAUCCCGACGCACCAUGUAAGAGAUGUGCGAAGGCCAAUCGCCAGUGCGUCAUUACUGUUCCCAGUCGGAAGCGUCAAAAGAAGACUGAUAGUCGGGUCGCGGAGCUGGAGAAAAAGAUCAAUGCUUUGACAGCUACUCUUCAGGCUCAAGGAGCUGGCACUGCCAUUGCUACUGCGGUCGCUGCUCAAAGCCUCGACAAUGGAAUGCAAAGUCAAGCUCCACACAACCCAUAUCAACAGGUUACCAGCGGAGGAUAUUCGACACCAUAUACCCAGACCCGUUCAGAAGUCCGCGCAGAUGAAUGGCAAUAUCCGAGAGCGCCUGAAGGCGACAGAAAAUCAUCCGCGCCACCAAUGGUUGUUGCCGGUCAGAAGAGAAAGCUCGAUGCUCAUUUGGGAACUUCAGAGUCCUCAACACCAGCUUCGACCGGCAUACAGAAGCAGGCUGAAGUAACUGGAUUCUUUCAAACAACAAAUCCUGAAGCUCAGAAGUCAGCACCCGCUCAUGAGUAUAUGGACAUCAUUGAUAGAGGCCUCACAACAGCCGAGACUGCUUCCGUGAUAUUCAAUCAUUAUGUCAAGAACAUGGCUCCCCAUAUGCCUGCUGUUGUCUUUCCUGAAGGUACAACCGCAGCAGAAAUUCGGAAGACCAAACCCAUCCUCUUCUUGGCCAUCCUUAGUGCUGGUGCAGGUUCAUUAUACCCGGACCUACAACGAACAUUGACAAAGGAAGUCAUGAGCAUCUACGCAGAGCGGAUCAUUUGUAAUGGAGACAAAACGAUCGAGUUGAUCCAAGCUUUGAUCAUAUCAUGCCUUUGGUAUUGGCCACCAGAGCAUUUUGAGGAACUGAAGUUCUAUCAAUUGAUUCAUAUUGCUUCUGUCAUGGCUAUUGACAUCGGCAUGAACAAGAAGAGCAAAUUGCAGAAGACUAAAGGUGCUGGCCUAUUCAGAGAUAAUCCCUGGCGCAGAACUCCCUUCCCAGAUGCUGAGAGUGCUGAAUCAAGACGUACUUGGCUUGCUUGCUACUUUCUUUGCUGCAACGCAUCUAUGGGCCUCCGUCGACCGAACUUGAUCCGCUGGACAUCCUUCAUGGAAGAUUGCAUUGAUUUCCUGGAGACCUCACCAGAUGCCCUUCCUUCAGAUAAGGGUUUCUGCCACUGGAUUCGUAGUCAGCAUAUCGCAGAGGAUAUUGGUACUCAAUUCUCCAUGGAUGACCCAAGUGCUACCGUGAAUAUCUCUGACCCUAAGGUCCAAUACGCCUUGAAAGGAUUUGAGAUCGAAUUAGAAAAGUGGGCCAGCCAAAUCCCUCAAGAGUCCAAUUCCCCUGGCUUGCAGGUAACCGAGCACGUUAUCAAUCUCUAUAUGCACGAGGUUGCCAUGCAUGUUGACCACAAUGUCGAGGAGUUCAAGCCACCAUUUACAGAUGCCCUCCUUCGAGAUUCUGCCGCAAAUGCUGAGCAGAUGACUCUGACUGGUGCUCAUAUUGCAGCACUGUCUAUCUGCUUGAAGUCAAUCGAUGGAAUCUUCAAUAACUUCUUGCAAUUCGACGUCGAUGUCAUCCGCUGUCUUCCAGUGGCAAGCUUUGUUCGGGUCGCCUACGCUGUUGUGGUGCUCAUCAAAAUGUACUUUGCAGCAGCUACUCCAGGUAGUCAUUUCGGCAAGGUGAUUGAUAAAGACAAUAUGAAGGUUGAGCAAUACUUGGAUGGUUUGGUCGACCUCUUCAGAAAGUCUGCCAAGGACGAGAAAUCCAGACCCUCUGCAAAAUUCCUCAUGGUUCUGCUUAUGCUCAAAACCUGGUUCCACCGUCAACGCGAGGAGAAGGGAGGAACUUUGAACGGGGCUAGCACGGCUGCUCCAGAUAUGUCUUCCGAAGCGCAAGCUGUGCCUGGUAGCAUUCCUAACGGACAACGUCCUCAAUCCAGCUACAGUCCAUCCAACACACCUCUCCAACUUCUCAGCGAGGUCGCAACUGGCAAUUCUGGAGCUCAGACUCGUUCUGGCAGCAUCAGCAACUUCACUCCAUCUAAUGAAUGGCAACAGAUGCAGUUCGGUGGCUAUGGAAACAUGCCCCAAGCCUCCAUGGCCCUAGGCUACGGAGGUUUGAUUGACCCAAACCUCGUCGGUAUGGAUUUCAGCAACUAUGCAAUGGGCGAUGGUUUGGAGCAGGCUAUGGGCAUGACUCUUGGCGUUGGAGAGUUUGGUAAUUUGUUUGGCGGCGAAAACAACUUCUUCAGCGGAAUGAUGGGCGACAUGGGCGAAAAUAUCGGCCAGGGGUUUGAUGGUACCAUAUAA